AUGAGGCGCUGCAGGGGAGAAUGGCUCCUCGUGCCGUGCAUCAUCUCCGUGCUGCUCUUUGUACCAUUGGCCUGCGGACGAUUGCUCAUUGGCGCAAGCGAUAUGUCGCCGCCUGCACUGACACCAUCCUUCAUCAAGCAAGUAGACGAUUGGGUGGAACACGCGUGGCUCAAAUGUGGAUUGGACAAGAAAAGCCUUCAAGAUGUUAGAAACUACUACAACUACAACCAUGUACUUGAUAUCAUCCAUAGGAUAUCUGACAAUAAGGGAACUUCCCCUGUCAUUGAAAAAGGUGCCAGCUCAUUGACCCCAGAAAUCAAGCAAACUUUGCUGAUCUGCUUAAGCAAACAGAGUUCUGAGGUUGCAAAUAACCUACCCGAUGGUUAUAUCAAAACACUUACCGCCUCAAUAAGAGGAGAGCUGGCUCCGGGACCUGCUCCUGCAAAUGAAGCAGUAAAACCUUCGCCAGGGAAACCAGCUGAGGGUGCUUCAUCAGAAGCAACUACAAAAAAGGCAGUGCCUGCAACUAAAUCAGUAGGAAAAAAGGACAGCGAUGGCAUGCCAACUACCAAUGUCAUUGGUGUGUCCUUGGUUGUUAUAGCACUUUUAGCUCUUCUCUGCGUUGGCUGCUGCAUGUACCGUGAAAGCCAGAGUUCUGCGGCUUCUGCCUAUGAUAAUAAGCAACUCCUGAAUCUAUGUAAUGUCUUGUAUCAUCCAUUUUGCUCCAAGUCAAAGUUUUCCUCUCUUCUACCACUGACUUUUAUGCUUUCAUUUGCAGCGGAUUCUUGCAAGUCUUCCAGUGUAAAUCUAAUAGAUGUCACUAAGCUGGGAGCAUUGCCAUUGCAGUCAGAGGCUGGCCAAAAUGGCCAUGUGAAUCAAAGUUCACAGGAAGGCCCAAACACUGAUGAAAUUGGCUAUGUGAGACUAAGUUCACAGGAAGGCCCAAACACUGAUCAAAAUAACCAUGUGAAACUAAGCUCACAGGAAGACGCAAACACUGGUCAAAUUAGCUAUGUGAAACUAAGCUCACAGGAAGACCCAACCAGUGGCCGAAAUAGUGAUGUGAAGCUAACUUCGCAGGAAGACCCAAACACUGGCCAAAAUAACCAUGUGAAGCUCACAUCGCAGGGAAGUGCAAACACUGAUCCAGCAAGCUACAGCAGUUCCACCGAGUCAAUGGCUGCUUCUGUUGGUUCUGUGCAAGGAUCAACACCAAUGAUGCCACCUCCAGCACAUCCUCAAGUACUUGCGCCUCAACCAAAGGCUCCUCCUCCACCACCAGCUCCUCAAGCACUUGUGCCGCCUCCGAAUGCUUCUCCAGUUCUUUCCUCUGGACCUUCACCGCCACCAGCUCCAAAAGCCUCCCCGCCUCCUCCCUCAGGACCCUCACCACCUACUUCUCCAAAAGCUGCACCACCACCACCACCACCAUCAAAAUCUGGUGGACCUCUCCCGCCACCACCAGCGCUGCCUGAUUCUUCCAAAAUGCGUCCACCAUCACUUAUGAAGUCAGGCAAUAAAGCAGACACAGAUGCGGAUUCUAGUGAAGCUAAAACAAAGCUUAAGCCCUUCUUUUGGGAUAAAGUAGCAGCAAAUGCUAAUAAAUCAAUGGUGUGGGAUCACCUUAAAGCUGGAUCAUUCCAGUUAAGCGAGGACGCUAUUGAAACACUUUUUGGUUGUAAUGCUGACAAGAAGAGUGGUGAUGCCAAAAAAGAUUUAACAUCAAAGGAAGCUGCCCAAGUUGUGAGGAUACUUGAUCCUAAAAAGGCACAGAACCUGGCCAUAUCAUUGAAGGCGUUGAGUGUUUCAGCAGAGGAAGUUUCUUGUGCAGUUAAGGAAGGAAAUGAACUUCCAUCCGACUUGAUACAGACCUUAAUUAGAUGGGUCCCGAGUACUGAUGAGGAGCUCGGGCUUCGACUAUAUACUGGGGAACUCUCACAGCUUGGUCCUGCAGAGCAGUUCUUAAAAGCAAUCUUCGACAUUCCUUAUAUCUAUGAGCGCCUGGAUGCAUUACUUUUCAUGGCUGGUUUACCAGAGGAAGCUUCAAAUGUAAAGCAAUCUUUUGCCACCUUAGAGAUGGCUUGUGAGGAGCUUAAAAACAGCCGUCUAUUCUUGAAGUUACUAGAAGCUGUUCUUAAAACAGGGAACCGGAUGAAUGUUGGCACGUUCCGAGGAGGAGCUCAAGCGUUCAAACUAGACACCCUGCUCAAGCUUUCCGACGUCAAAGGAACUGAUGGGAAGAUAACGCUGCUGCAUUUUGUUGUUCAAGAGAUGAUCCAUUCUGAAGGUGUCCGUUCUGCACGGGCUGCAAAGGAGCAGACGGGCAGCAUAUCCAGUGUGGACAAGAAUGAUCUUAUUGAAGACGAAUAUAAACAACUAGGUCUGCAGGUUGUGUCCAGUUUAGGAGAUGAACUUCAAAAUGUCAGGAAUGCAGCAAUCCUUGAUGCAGAUCAGUUGACUAUGUCGGUAACAAGUGUUGGCCACAGGCUUGGCAAAACCAAAGAAUUCUUGAACACAAGCAUGAAAAGUCUGGAUGAAGAUAGUGGGUUUCACCGCAAGCUUGUGCAUUUCGUGGAGCAGUCUCAAACUGAAGUUACUUUCUUGCAAGAGGAAGAGAAGAAAAUACGGUCCUUGGUAAAGAGCACUGUCAAUUAUUUCCAUGGGAGGACAGGGAAGGAUGAGGGCCUUCGUUUAUUUGUCGUAGUGCGGGAUUUUCUUGCAAUGCUUGACAAGGUGUGCAAUGAGGUGAAAGAAGCAUCAAAAGUAGCUCCAAAGAAAACGAAGACUGAAGUUACUCUGCCUUCCCGCACACCCAGAUCUUUCCAAGAUCCCCGGCGUAACCUUUUUCCGGCAAUUCAAGACCGGAGGGCACAUAGUUCAAGCUCUAGUUCUGACGAGGGAAGUUAA
Molecule: messenger RNA, 2907 nt
Organism: Triticum turgidum subsp. durum (durum wheat)
Lineage: Eukaryota; Viridiplantae; Streptophyta; Magnoliopsida; Poales; Poaceae
Source: the annotation of a GenBank genome assembly